Messenger RNA from Closterium sp. Naga37s-1, 534 nucleotides. Lineage: Eukaryota; Viridiplantae; Streptophyta; Zygnematophyceae; Desmidiales; Closteriaceae. The record is from the annotation of a GenBank genome assembly.
AUGGGUACUAUUCGACAACCUGCAACGCUCACAGUGGUCGUUUCGUUAGCUCUUGUGGCCGCCAUUCUCGCGACACCAGCAGCGGCUCACAACUUCUGCUUCUACGAGUGCUCCGUCUUCGCCAACGCGCCGUCGGACUGCCUUCGCACGUGGUACAUCUACAGCGAAACAGACUUCUGCGACUCCGAUCACAAAUUCGACAGCGUGUUGCGAGUCACAGACCUCGACGGGUUACCCUCUUUCGCUAACUCCUCAGAGUGCGAAGGAUUGAGCAGCGCGCAGGUGUACGGUCAACUGGCGAACACCACGCAGCACGGAGAUGGAACCCUGGAGGUGCUCGGCGAGAAGGACUAUAACGAGGCAGCGUACGACGAGUACGUGGGGUGGAUGGGCGCGGGGCGAGAGCAGUCCAAGUGCAUCAAGUGGUCGCCCGGCGCGGAGACCUACGGCAGCUGGGUGAGCGACGACGCGGGCGUGCCGGUGUACCUGUCGUGCUGGGAGCGCCUUUCGUGCUCCAACGCCUUCGGCUUCGAC